AUGACUCUCCCACAGCUGCUGGUCGGAAAAGUCGCCGCCAUUACCGGCGGUCUCACAGGCAUUGGCCGUGCAAUUGCCCUGGAAUACUUCCGCCAUGGAGCGAAAGUCUCCGUCAGCCAUCUGGGUGGUGCCAAGGAAGAUGACCUGCUCGCCGCCAUGCACAAGGACGUGGAUGCGAUCGAGGCCAGCGCAGUCCAAGAGCGCUUCCUCACCGUCGCAGGCGACAUUUCCAAGCCCGAGACCGGCCGGGACUUCGUCGCCAAAACGGUCGAGAAAUUUGGCCGCCUCGACGUGUUCGUGAGCAAUGCAGGCGUGUGUCAAUUCGCCGAGUUUCUCGACCUCGAACCCUCCCUCCUCGAGCACACCAUCUCAACCAACCUUUCCGGCGCCUUCUAUGCCACCCAGGCUGCCGCGCGCCAGAUGGCCCAGUCCCAGUCCCCGCCUGGCGGCUCCAUCAUCGGCGUCAGUUCCAUCUCCGCGCUCGUCGGCGGCGGCCAGCAGACGCACUACACGCCCACUAAGGCCGGCGUCCUGAGUCUCAUGCAGUCGCCGGAUUCCGCUUGGGAGACUCGGCCAGCCACCAGAUUUGGCGGGGCCGGCGGUGUUUUUGGCUUGUGA
Penicillium lagena is the source of this 618-nucleotide messenger RNA. RefSeq names its product SDR family NAD(P)-dependent oxidoreductase. The transcript is spliced from 4 exons. The coding region runs from base 1 to 618 and encodes 205 amino acids. The record is from RefSeq and is a predicted model, not a curated record. NCBI's taxonomy places the organism in Eukaryota, Fungi, Ascomycota, Eurotiomycetes, Eurotiales, Aspergillaceae. Gene Ontology annotation, molecular function: oxidoreductase activity, acting on the CH-OH group of donors, NAD or NADP as acceptor.